CGCAGUUGCAUUUCCUAGCCCGUCACCUCCAGGGUCCAGUAAGCCGGCGUCCCAGAUCUCGACCCCUAGACUGGAGAAGCGGGGCGGCCCGCGCCCACCGUCCGGCGCUCUCCUCCCGGGACGCCCGCCGGACUCCCGAGCCGUCUCCAAUUGGCCGUCGGGGGGAACGGAAGCCGAAGCGGAGCAGUGAACCCGGAAGUGCUUCGCGGCGGAGGCCCGGGCGACUCUUUUGAAUGGAAUCGGGCUGAUUCAUCGCCGGUUCGCGGAGCCAGAGCCCCGUGGAGUCUGAGCCGCUGCCGCCGCAGCUGCCGCCUCCGCCGUCUUCGCGUCAGCGCUGGUGGGAGACGAGAGCCCAGACCGCGGCUUCCCGACCCCUCCGGCUUUCAGGAGAGAGAGAAAAAAAUACUUAGGAAAAGUUAUACCUGCCAGUAUUAGCAAGAGCUUGAGUUAAGAAGAAAUUUGUCAAACUCAACGAAUUGAAGCUUAACACCUCAAGAGUUGUAGUUACUGACCAGAAAUAUGGACAGACUUCUUAGACUUGGAGGAGGUAUGCCUGGACUGGGCCAGGGGCCACCUACAGAUGCUCCUGCAGUGGACACAGCAGAACAAGUCUAUAUUUCUUCCCUUGCACUGUUAAAAAUGUUAAAGCAUGGUCGGGCUGGAGUUCCCAUGGAAGUUAUGGGUCUCAUGCUUGGAGAAUUUGUUGAUGAUUACACCGUCAGAGUGAUUGAUGUGUUUGCUAUGCCACAGUCAGGAACAGGUGUCAGUGUGGAGGCAGUUGAUCCAGUAUUCCAAGCCAAAAUGUUAGAUAUGUUGAAGCAGACAGGAAGGCCUGAGAUGGUUGUUGGUUGGUAUCACAGUCACCCUGGCUUUGGUUGUUGGCUUUCUGGUGUGGAUAUCAACACUCAGCAGAGCUUUGAAGCCUUGUCGGAGAGAGCUGUGGCAGUGGUUGUGGACCCCAUUCAGAGUGUAAAAGGAAAGGUUGUUAUUGAUGCCUUCAGAUUGAUCAAUGCUAAUAUGAUGGUCUUAGGACAUGAACCAAGACAAACAACCUCAAAUCUGGGUCAUUUAAACAAGCCAUCUAUCCAGGCCUUAAUUCAUGGACUAAACAGACACUAUUACUCCAUUACUAUUAACUACCGGAAAAAUGAACUGGAACAGAAGAUGUUGUUAAAUUUGCAUAAGAAGAGUUGGAUGGAAGGUUUGACACUUCAGGACUACAGUGAACACUGUAAACACAAUGAAUCAGUGGUAAAAGAGAUGUUGGAAUUAGCCAAGAAUUACAAUAAGGCCGUAGAAGAAGAAGAUAAGAUGACAGCAGAACAGCUGGCAAUAAAGAAUGUCGGCAAGCAGGACCCCAAACGUCAUUUGGAGGAACAUGUGGAUGUACUUAUGACUUCAAAUAUUGUCCAGUGUUUAGCAGCUAUGUUGGAUACUGUCGUAUUUAAAUAAAACAAUGCAAAAAGCUAUUGGUGAUACUUUCAGCGUAUAUUCCUCUAUUGUUCCUAAUGCUCAAAAUCAAGGGACCUCUGAAGGUGUGUUUGGUUAAAUGUAAGACAUCUGGCAUCAUUUGCAGUACUGUAACACCUUCAGUCUCGGUUGUGCAAUUACUUCUGUUUCUUUAGUCAGGGUCUUUGCAGAUUCCAAAGUUGUAUAAGAGUACAUCAAAGUGGACAAAUUUUGUUAAGAUCCCAUUUAAUAUUUGAAGAAAUCAGUAACACAAAUAUAUUUUGAUUGUUGCUUACAAAAUAAAAUACAUUUACAAUCUA
Molecule: messenger RNA, 1769 nt
Organism: Neomonachus schauinslandi (Hawaiian monk seal)
Lineage: Eukaryota; Metazoa; Chordata; Mammalia; Carnivora; Phocidae
Gene: PSMD14
Product: proteasome 26S subunit, non-ATPase 14
Exons: 13
Coding region: 520-1452 (310 amino acids)
Biological process (GO): proteasome-mediated ubiquitin-dependent protein catabolic process; protein deubiquitination
Cellular component (GO): proteasome regulatory particle, lid subcomplex
Molecular function (GO): proteasome binding; metallopeptidase activity; protein binding
Source: RefSeq, a predicted model, not a curated record